UCACCUGCGGAGUGGUGCCUGCGUCUGAGCCUGAGCUCCUGGGAGAGGCAGGAAUGCAGCAGGCGGGACUGGCUCUCGCAGCCUUGGCUGUCUGUGUGGCUCUUUACCCCUCGGAAGCCAUACUUCCCAUUGCCUCCAGCUGCUGCACCGAGGUCUCCCAACAUAUUUCCAGAAGGCUUCUGGAGAGAGUGAACGUCUGUCGCAUUCAGAGAGCUGAUGGGGACUGUGACUUGGCUGCCAUCAUCCUUCACAUCAAGCGCAGAAGAAUCUGUGUCAGCCCCCACAGUCACGCUGUUAAGCAGUGGAUGAAAGGACAAGCAGCCAAGAGAAAUGCCAAAGGCCACAUUUGCCACAAGAAGAAACACCACAGAAAGAGGAGCAGCAAAGGGGCGCAUCCGGGGCACAAACUACGCGGCCCCUGAGCUCCUUCUCCGAGACGGCCCAGGCGAACCUGUGAACACGUUCCUGACGUGAACUUGGCCGCGGCGGGUUAUAAAUUUAUCCUGGGAAUGUUCCUUCUUGGGAGCCAACAAGGAAGAAUAAAAUGAUAUUUGUUAAAAGGAUGUGCAAAUAUAGCCAAUAAUAUACUCAACUGAAAAAUGAAAUGAAGAAAUAACACUUAUCUUCAUAUAAUAUUUUAAGAGCACAGUGUACAGAUGUUAUUUCUUCAACUUUUUUUACUAUAAAGUUUUCUAAACUGGGAAGUUGAAAGAAUGGUACAGGGAAUGCCUGUA
This is a messenger RNA of Pteronotus mesoamericanus, 734 nucleotides long. It is a transcript of the gene CCL28, whose product is annotated as C-C motif chemokine ligand 28. Gene Ontology annotation, biological process: immune response. Gene Ontology annotation, cellular component: extracellular region. The transcript is spliced from 3 exons. Lineage: Eukaryota; Metazoa; Chordata; Mammalia; Chiroptera; Mormoopidae. The record is from RefSeq and is a predicted model, not a curated record. Gene Ontology annotation, molecular function: chemokine activity.